UUUAUAAACAGUUGGAGAUGAGAAUUAAAGGGUUUUUCCAUUUAUUUUAUCUUUCUAGCCUGCUCCGCCCUCUCACUACCAUUCAAUCUCACUCUCUAUAUAUACACACACACAUAUAUGUCUGUUUGUGUGUGUCUAUAUCUAUAUCUAUUUGUUGGGUGACAAUCACCUUUGCCUCUUCCUCUGUUCUUUCCAUUCCACUCUGUUCAUUAUGGGCUUUUUCAAGGCUGAAGCAGCCGUUUACAAGCCUGUGGCCGAUGUGGAUCUUGGCCCCAACAGUGAUGAGGUUUAUCUACGAGCCAACGUCAAAGCGCCUCGCGUGGCCGGAUUGCUGGUUAAAAUUUUUGCGUGGUUCUUGGAGUCUCGGAUUUUUGGACCUUUUCUAUUGUACAUAUUAAAAAAGGACAAUUUAAUCCACAAGCUUGUUUCAUUUGCAGAAUUGAAAGAGCCACCUGUUUUUGUUCCUUUAAACCCGCAUGAAGACCUUACAGAACAAGAAGUGAAAUGCAUUGAGUCCAGCCUAUCUCCACCUGAACAAGUUCAAAUGGCCGUGGAGUGUCUACAAUCUUCAGAAAGAACAUUAAAAAAUCCAAAGGUUUCUUUUUGUCGCCGAACAAUAUUAGACUAUUCUAGAGCCUACAAUUCAGGAGAGACAACUCCUCGAAUGAUUGCAGAUCGAUUUCUAGCUGCUGUUCAUGAAUCUUCUGAUCCUACAUUGAACAUGUCAUUCUUUAUUGAUUAUAAUUUGGAAGAUAUUUUAAGGCAAGCUACUGAGUCAACUCUUCGGCAUGAACGAGGAGAGCCAAUUUCUGUGCUAGAUGGAGUCCCAAUUGCCAUCAAAGAUGAAAUAGAUUGUAUGCCAUAUCCAACUACAGGAGGCACAAAGUGGUUGCACAAAGUAAGACCUUGUAAAGAUGAUGCAUGCUGUGUUAAGCGCCUAAGAUCAUGUGGUGCCAUACUUGUUGGAAAAACAAAUAUGCAUGAGCUUGGGGCUGGAACCAGUGGGAUAAAUCCUCAUUAUGGGGCUACAAGGAAUCCAUAUGAUACCAAUAGAAUCUCUGGAGGUUCUUCUAGUGGAUCUGCCGCUGUGGUGUCCGCGGGAUUGUGUCCUGUUGCCCUUGGUGUUGAUGGAGGAGGAUCUGUGCGAAUGCCUGCUGCUCUAUGUGGUGUCGUUGGUUUGAAGCCAACGUUUGGACGCGUCUCACACUCUGGUGUUCUUCCUCUGAACUGGACAGUUGGGAUGGUUGGAAUUCUAGCAGGCACAAUUGAAGAUGCACUUAUUGUCUAUGCAGCUAUUAGUGCUCAACUUCCAUCACAUCAACCAACUACAGUAUCGCCCAAAUUACUCUUCCCACUGCUGAAGUCACCAAACUGUUUAUCUAGAAUCAAACUUGCUAAAUAUGGAGAGUGGUUUAAUGAUUGCACUGAUGACAUCAGAACUUGCUGUUCCCAUGCUCUGCAACGACUUCAUGAGCAUUACGGAUGGGAGACGGUAGAGGUGACCAUUCCUGAGAUAGAGGUGAUGCGGCUGGCACAUUACGUAACAAUUGGAUCUGAGUGUAGCACUUCAAUUGCUUCCCAUCUGGAGAAGCUGAAUAUGGCAGAAAUAGGGUGGGAUGCAAGAGUAGCACUUUCUGUAUAUGGUGCUUUCAGCAGCAGGGAGUAUAUAAAUGCACAGAGAAUUAGGAAUCGCCAGAUGCAGUUUCAUAAGAAUAUAUUUGCCAAGGCAGAUGUCAUUGUUACACCCACAAUUGGGGUAACUGCUUAUCCGAUAUUUAAUGACGCUCUAAAAUCUGGUGAACUUGACUACAUAAAUGGAGCUGCGCUUGUUCGGUAUCAGAUAGCAGGAAAUUUCUUGGGAUUGCCUGCAGUGACUGUACCGGUUGGAUAUGACAAGUUUGGCUUGCCUAUAGGCCUUCAAUUUAUUGGGAGGGCAUGGUCUGAAUCUACAUUGAUUCACAUGGCUUUUGCAAUGCAGUCCCUGUGCAACUCGGAGUACAGAAAACCAGUGGUUUUCUAUGAUCUGCUGAAUCAGGAUUAAGUGGCGGCAUGUUCUCUCUUUUGUUUAAAAUGAGGGAAGCAAAUAAUAUUAAGGGUUCCGAUCGAACAUUUAAUUAGCUAAGAAGUGUGUCUAAGCUAAGCACUUGCUGUAACAAUUAUGGUUUUAUCUAUUGCUACACGGAUUUGUUCUCAUUAACAGAAAA
Cornus florida is the source of this 2204-nucleotide messenger RNA. Its product is annotated as fatty acid amide hydrolase-like. Gene Ontology annotation, molecular function: catalytic activity. The transcript has 20 exons. The coding region runs from base 212 to 2041 and encodes 609 amino acids. The record is from RefSeq and is a predicted model, not a curated record. Lineage: Eukaryota; Viridiplantae; Streptophyta; Magnoliopsida; Cornales; Cornaceae.